Messenger RNA from Alternaria novae-zelandiae, 2613 nucleotides. RefSeq lists its product as uncharacterized. The transcript is spliced from 2 exons. The record is from RefSeq and is a predicted model, not a curated record. Bases 1 to 2613 code for a protein of 870 amino acids. Gene Ontology annotation, molecular function: oxidoreductase activity. Lineage: Eukaryota; Fungi; Ascomycota; Dothideomycetes; Pleosporales; Pleosporaceae.
AUGUCUUUCUCGAUAGGCAUGCCCUGGAACGAGGGCGAAGAGAAGAUGCACCGCCUCCUCCGCAUUCCGCCUCAAGACAACCCAACAUCAGCCAUGCUCACACCACAAGCAGCGUUCAUGUUCCAACGCGCCCCUCUACUCGCAUUCGGGACUCUAGAUGCACAGGAUCGGCCUUGGACGACACUAUGGGGUGGCGAGCCUGGUUUCUCGGAGCCGCUUGGUGGAGGGUUCAUCGGUACAAGGACUCUCGUCGACGGCAAAUGUGAUCCUGUUGUGCAAACGCUCGUGGGUGGAGGGGAGAAAGGCGAGAAAGGCGAGAUGACACAAGCGAAAGACGGUGGGAAGUUAGUAGCAGGUCUAGCCAUCGACCUGAUGACGAGGAAGAGAGUCAAAACCGCCGGCCGCAUGAUCGCAGGGACGAUAAAAGACGUCGAAGUCGAAGUAGAAGGCAAGGAAAACAGGGAACAAACACAACUCCAACUCGUCACCAAGAUCGAGCAAAGUCUAGGGAAUUGCCCAAAGUACCUCAACCAAUACGAGAUCCGGCCCGCGCUUUUGGACCCAGAGCUCGUAUCGCAAGGCUCGUCAGUGUGUGAAGAAGGAAGAAAGCUGAUAUCCAAAUCCGACAUGUUCUUCCUCUCCACCAGCACAGAAGACGACAUGGACGUCAACCACCGCGGCGGCCCACCAGGCUUCGUCCGAAUCAUCUCCCCCACUAUCCUUGCCUAUCCCGAGUAUUCUGGGAACAGACUCUACCAAUCCCUCGGCAACCUGAUGCUCAAUCCGAGAAUUGGGCUCACGAUUCCUGACUACGAGACUGGAGAUGUGCUGUACAUGACCGGCACGACCGAGAUCCUCGCUGGGGCAGACGCAUCCGCCCUCCUCCCAGGCAGUAACUUGGCUGUUAAGAUAAUGAUCGAGGAAUGUCGGUUUGUGAGAAAAGGUUUACCAUUCCGCGGCACGAAGAAAACACCAAGUCCCUACAACCCACUCGUCCGCAUACUAGCUACCGAAGGCAACAUCCGCGCCGCCCUCUCCUCUUCCACGUCCCCCUCCACGCGGCAAACAGCCCUUCUCACAAAGAAAGAGAUCCUCACACCAACCAUCGCACGCUUCACCUUCUCCGUUUCCGACGGCUUGUCCUACCGCCCUGGCCAAUGGAUCGCGCUUGAUUUCAGUCAAGAGCUCGAUGUGGGGUAUGAGCAUAUGCGGGAUGAGGAUCCGGGGAGCUUGAAUGAUGAUUUUGUUAGGACGUUUACGAUUUCUUCGACUCCGAUACGGGAUGGAGGAGACGAGGGUAAAGAGGGGACGUUUGAGAUUACAAUCAGAAAGGUCGGGGCUGUGACUGGGUUCCUAUUUCAGCAGAAUGAGCGGGCGGGGUUGGAAGUGGGUAUUUUGGGGAUAGGUGGGGAGUUCAAGGUCGAAAGUGCUAGUGCUGGAGAGGGGGAAAACGUGUUUGUAGCUGGUGGCGUGGGUGUCACGCCUUUAUUCGGCCAGAUCGAACAGACGACUACUACAACCAAUAGCAAGCAUGGAACAGCGAAGAAGUGGCUGCAACGGCAUCUGCGCAAAGUGGCAUCGCGACAGACUUUGAAGAACGACGAGGGACCAAUUGAGAUACGGCGAAAACCAUCAGUCAGGCGGCCGCGUACGGCACCUUCAACAGGAGCGACACCGAGCCUGCAAGAUGCACCGCCAGUACCCCCGCUCCCAAUACUUGUAGAGCGGGUGUCGCCUCGACCGCCGGUUCUACCUCCUCUUCGUCCAGCGAGACCUGAUUCUGGCGUGAUACGGGACGUCAAUGCAUGGCUCGACGCUAGCAUGAACACGCCUUCACCCCCGCUCAUGGGAGGCCUUUCGUAUUGGAGAGCAGCGACAAAUGUAGGUACCAAAGACUCCGCAGUGGCUCAGCACGCUAUCCCCGUGGUUGGAGCACCAGAAGUCGUCAGACCAUCGACAGCCACCAGUCAACACGGAAAGUCGUUCCUUCGUUGCGCCAAAAAGAUGCAGGUUCAGAUGCCUUCGCUUUUACGAACCAAGUCUCAGCGCCAGGCAUGUCGGAAGCAAAUCAACAGACAGUCAGCAUCGAUGCCACUCUUAGCCAUCUCCUACGAGGAUGUUGCGGAAGCCCCUGGUACCAUGCUCAUGUCCCGAUCUGGAUCGCUUCGUCGCCCCGUCACAAGGCCAUCGACACGACACCCUUCGACGCGCGCCAGUGCGCUUCUGUCCAUCGACCAACAGUCGCAGCUACCCUCCCGGAUGGGCACGCCAGCGAGUGCACGACACGGCGAUACAGAGAGCGUCUUUGAGCGCCGUCUCAACGCCAUAUUCAUGCGCACGGCACGAAGCGCAGACAGCACCCGGCCAUCGACAGCAGCGGCCGGUCUCAUCCGCGAAGACUCGAUGGGCGAUCUUUCCGAUGCCCCGACAUACUUCUCGGGACCUCCACCACCUUCUUACCGGUCGCGCCCUGAGUCUCUGCUCAGCACUUCUUCUUUCGGCUGCAUCGAUGGCAUGAACCCUACACAACGACAAAUCAGUCAGCAGCGAGCGGCAUUACAACGGGGAAUGAGGUGCAAGCUGAAGAGAUUCGCUCAAGGACUUGCAACAUGA